Molecule: messenger RNA, 1265 nt
Organism: Hypoxylon trugodes
Lineage: Eukaryota; Fungi; Ascomycota; Sordariomycetes; Xylariales; Hypoxylaceae
Product: XAP5-domain-containing protein
Exons: 2
Coding region: 95-1174 (359 amino acids)
Biological process (GO): chromatin organization
Cellular component (GO): nucleus
Source: RefSeq, a predicted model, not a curated record
AUUCUGUCGCAAAUAUGUAGAAAUUUUGACACCAACCUUCGUAUAUCACACAUAGUAUCGCUGCAACAAGAUCGUUACUUCUCUAAAUUACACCAUGCCCCCGUCCGAAUCUCGCUUCACAUCACAAAAUAAGACAACGCAGGAGCGCAUAUCUACCAAUACCGUCGGAUUGGUAGCGUUGUCUGACUUUCGCAAACGACGUGCCGAAGUACUUGAGCAGCAAGAACGCGAAGUGCGAGAAGCUAUCGUUACUGGGUCUCCUCUAGAUACUCCCGACCGUUCUCGUACCGGCACCCCAGAUGAUACUAGCGACCCCCCCAAUCCACGCAAAAAGAAAUUGAAGAAGGAGAAAAAGUUGGCUAAGACUGGUGGGGCUAAAUUGUCCUUCGGAGAUGAUGACGAAGAUACCACUGGCAAUGACAACGGAGGAGAUGGGCGGGACGACCACGGGGAAUCUCGAGAGAAGAAGCUCAAGUUCAAAGCAAACUCGUCUGUCUCGGUUGUUCCACGUUCGGUAACUAAAUCAGCUCUCCGCCGGGAGGCAGCGGAAAGAGAAGCCCUACGACGCGAAUUCCUGGCCCGCCAAGAAGCAGUCAAGAUGACCGAAAUUGCGAUUCCUUUCGUGUUUUAUGAUGGCACCGAUAUCCUUGGGGGUGUUGUCCGUGUUAAGAAAGGAGAUUUUGUCUGGGUAUUCCUUGACAAAAGCAGGAAGGUCGGUGCCGAUUUAGGUGUAGGUGAAAAGGCGAAUGCGAGAAGGGAAUGGGCACGAGUCGGAGUGGACGAUCUAAUGAUGGUUCGAGGAAACAUAAUUAUUCCGCACCAUUUUGACUUCCUGUUCUUUAUCAUGAACAAAGCCGUUGGCCCUACUGGUAAACUGCUUUUCGACUAUCUUGCUGAAGUACCGGAACUAGCCUCGUCCCAGGAUGUUAAAGGUGAGCAAGGGCAGGCUAAACAGCCAUGCCAAAUUGUUAGAUCAACCAGAACGCAAUCGGAUAUAGGUGAGCUCGAGGGUGCCUCAGACGACCCAGCUUUCACCAAGGUGGUUGACCGAAGAUGGUAUGAGCGGAAUAAGCAUAUAUACCCCGCUAGUGUCUGGCAGGAGUUCGACCCAGAGAAAGAUUAUCAGAAGGAAGUGAGACGUGAUCUCGGCGGGAAUACGUUCUUUUACUCCUGAACAUCUGGGCGGGCCUCACUGACCAGUUAGCCAUUCUUCGACCUCGACCCCGAUAAGCCCGCGUAGAGGAAUAGCUGCAAGUUCAUAUACG